This is a messenger RNA of Acomys russatus (golden spiny mouse), 944 nucleotides long. RefSeq names its product putative vomeronasal receptor-like protein 4. The record is from RefSeq and is a predicted model, not a curated record. Gene Ontology annotation, molecular function: pheromone receptor activity. NCBI's taxonomy places the organism in Eukaryota, Metazoa, Chordata, Mammalia, Rodentia, Muridae. Gene Ontology annotation, biological process: G protein-coupled receptor signaling pathway. The transcript has a single exon. Gene Ontology annotation, cellular component: membrane. Bases 9 to 944 code for a protein of 311 amino acids.
UUUCCCAGAUGGGUUUUCCUAGUUCUUCAUAUAUCAUGAAAAUGAUUUGGAGAGAUGUCAUCCAGAGAAUCAUCUUCCUUUCACUUAUUGGACUUGGCGUCCUAGGGAACACCAUCUUAUUUGUGAGGCAUGUGCAUGCUCUCAUCAUGGGUCCUGAGAGAAAAAAUACAGAUGUUAUUCUCAUCCACUUGGGUUUUGUAAACACAAUCAUUAUUUUUUGCAUAGGGGUCAGAAACAUAGCCACAAUUUUUUAUAUCAGAAACAUCCCAGGUGAUGUUGGGUGUAAAACUAUAAUUUAUCUAGAAAGGGUUGCCCGUGGUCUCUCCAUCUGCACCACCUGCCUCCUCAGUGUGGUCCAGGCUGUCACCAUCAGUCCCAGGACCAGCCUUUGGAGAAAGUUCAAACCACAGACUGCAUGCCAUGUUCUUGCCUUUCUCCUCCUCUUUUGGGUCAUCAAUUCCCUGAUAAGCUCCAACUUGAUUCACUACAUCACAGCAGGCAAUAGCAUGAACAGGUCUGUAGUUGGGAUAUAUACUGAGAAUUGCUAUAUGCUGCCAUCCAGGCACACAGUUAAGUGGCUUUUCCUCUCUCUCAUGGCUCUUCGUGAUGUCAUUUUUCAGGGUCUCAUGGGCUGGAGCAGUGGGUCCAUGGCUCUCCAGCUGUAUAAACAUCACAUCCGGGUCCUCUACCUUCACAGCUCCAGCUCUGGAAAUGAUUCCAGGCCAGAAAUCAGGGCUACACGUAGUGUUCUCACUCUCAUGACCUGUUUCCUUUUCUUUUAUUUAGCAGAUUUCAUUUUCUCCUUUUACAUAGGUUCCAUAGUGACAAUUGAUUUCACAAUACCAAAUAUGAAAGCAUUUUUAGUACUUAGUUAUGCUGGUCUCAGCCCCUUUCUCCUGAUCAUCAAAGAUGUCCUUGUUUUUAAGCCCUGCAGUGUCCAUUGA